Molecule: messenger RNA, 1362 nt
Organism: Cryphonectria parasitica EP155
Lineage: Eukaryota; Fungi; Ascomycota; Sordariomycetes; Diaporthales; Cryphonectriaceae
Product: alpha/beta-hydrolase
Exons: 1
Coding region: 1-1362 (453 amino acids)
Biological process (GO): proteolysis
Molecular function (GO): peptidase activity
Source: RefSeq, a predicted model, not a curated record
AUGGUGUGGGAAGAGGUAGUUUCGGGGAAGUCAUGCACCUCAGAAACCUGGACACAACGCAUCCAACAUGACCGGGCACUACGGAAGAGGCCGAUCCUCCUCUACCUCUGUGGAGGUCCUGGCGCUGACAAUCCUCCUUGUCGGGUGCGCGAGAUGAAUCGCUGGCUCCUGAUGAAGGGCUACUCGAUCCUCUACGUGGACUAUCGCGGUUGUGGCGACAGCAGUCCCCUUCCGUCUCAAAUCCUUAGCCAGAGAGCAGAUCUCGACCAGCACAAGAUGGCACAUUACAUUGCCCAGUUUUGUCAGGACAACAUUGUCCGGGACCUCGAGGCCAUCAGGCUCUGUCUCUCCCAGCUCGAGCCUCUUGGAGAGGUGAUCAAGUGGACAACCCUUGGUCAGUCCUACGGUGGCUACAUUAGCCUCAGCUACUUAUCAAUGCACCCUGAGGGCCUGAGCGAGGUGUUCAUCACCGGUGGCCUGCCCCCUUGCGGCAUGAAGAUCGAGGAUUACUUCCAGAUCGAGUACGAAAACAUUGUGGAGCAGAAUCAGAGGUUCUACAGCCACUUUCAGGAUGCCGACAUCCUGGUCAGGAGGAUUCUGACACUGAUCACCAACAUUGGUCCCAAGAACAUACCCAUGACAGGGCGUGGCUACAUGACCGGACAGAAGCUCCUCACGCUCGGAAGGCAGUUUGGCUCCAAGGUCGGCUUCCCUGAAGUCUACAACUUGCUAUGUACAAUCAAAAAGGACUUGGAGACCGUGGGGCGGCUUCAGCCCGACACAAUCCACGAGUUCGAGAGCAUCCUCCAUAUCGACGAGAGGCCCUUGUACCCGCUUCUCCUGGAACAGACUUGGUGUAGUGGCGGGCCGACCCGCUGGGCUGCCGAGCGGGUGGCGCGCAAAAUCCGUGGGUUUGAGUACCUCCAGGCCAGCGAGGACGGCACGUACCCUGACCCGUCUCUGACGGCCACUGAACAUCCCAUCUACUUCACGGCAAACACCUACUGCCGCUUCCACUACGAUACGCACGAGGAGCUGAUCGAGCUCAAGGAAGCUGCUGAGCUCCUGGCCGAGUACGACUGGGAGUGCCCGUACGACUUCGAGAAGCUGAUGGCCAACCCGCUCGGCGUGCCCGUCUAUGCCAUUAGCUUUGAGAGAGACAUGCACCUGGACGUCGGUGUCUCCGCCAGGACGGCAGCCAUGGUGGGCGGACUCACACUCGUCAUCGACCCAGGCUGGCAUCAGGAUAUCAGGUAUAGACCCGCAGAGGUGCUGGAAAACCUGUUUCAAAAGAGGGACACUGCGAUGAGGUGGCGCGCCGCUGCCAGUUCUCGGCAGGCGGAGACCUCAGUGGGGCAAUGA